UCUUGCGUUCAUCUAUCAGCUGAUGUCCUGGGGAUUCUAUAUAAAGAGAAGCGCAGGAGAGAGCCUGUACAACUGUGUUAGCAGCUAAGCCUGAUUGCAGCGCCCUCUGCUGAGCAAGUGAGGAACAUACAGGACCAAUGCAGCCUGCAAUGAUGAUGUUCUCGUCCAAAUACUGGGCCAGGAGGGGGAUGUCAUUAGAUUCUGCAAUGUCCCAGGACUUCCUAAAUGCACCCUCGAGAGACAAACUGAAUAUUUUGAGAAUUGAUGAAAAUAAAAGCAGCAAGACUGAAGCAGCUGCAGAAACGGAGAGAACAGCAGUUGUGCUUACAAUGAAAAAUGAAGUUGGUGGAUUGUUGCAAAAUCUAAAAAUUUUCAAGGAAAAGUAUGUGAAUAUAAUUCACAUAGAAUCACGGAAAUCGAAAGGGAACAAGUCUGAGGUGGACAUGUAUGUGGAAUUUGAAUGUACCAAGAAAAAAUGCCAAGAACUCCAACAUCUGCUGAAACUUCAAAGCAACAUCAUAUCCCUGAAUCCAGCUGAGAGGAUCAGGAGGGAAGAUGAAGAGCUGGAAGGAGUGCUGUGGUUUCCUAGGAAGAUAUCUGAACUUGAUAAAUGCUCCAACAGAGUCUUGAUGUAUGGAUCAGAACUGGAUGCUGACCAUCCUGGAUUUAAGGACAAUGUGUACAGACAAAGAAGAAAGUACUUUGUCGAUGUGGCCAUUAACUAUAAAUAUGGCCAACCCAUACCUAGAGUGGAGUACACACCAGAAGAGAUAAAAACAUGGGGCACUGUCUUUAAGGAACUUACCAGUUUAUACCCAACGCACGCCUGCAAAGAGUACUUGAAGAACCUCCCGCUGUUAACCAAAUAUUGUGGGUACAGAGAAGAUAAUGUUCCACAACUUGAGGAUGUCGCUAUAUUUCUCAAAGAAAGAUCUGGCUUCAUGGUGAGACCUGUUGCGGGCUAUUUAUCACCUAGAGACUUUUUAGCAGGAUUAGCCUACCGGGUUUUUCACUGCACGCAGUACAUUAGGCAUGGAUCAGAUCCCCUCUACACACCUGAGCCGGACACAUGCCAUGAAUUGCUGGGCCAUGUUCCUUUGCUUGCUGAUCCCAAAUUUGCCCAGUUUUCACAAGAGAUUGGUCUUGCUUCCUUGGGUGCGUCUGAUGAAGAUGUUCAGAAACUUGCAACUUGUUAUUUCUUUACAAUUGAAUUUGGCCUCUGCAAACAGGAGGGACAACUACGUGUGUAUGGAGCAGGACUGCUGUCUUCUAUUGGGGAAUUAAAGCAUGCCUUGUCUGACAAAGCUAUUGUGAAACCGUUUGAUCCAACGACAACCUGCUUACAAGAAUGUAUUAUCACCGACUUUCAGGAUUCCUACUUUGUGUCAGAAAGCUUUGAUGAAGCCAAGGAAAAAAUGAGGGAAUUUGCCAAAUCAAUCAACAGACCUUUUUCAGUCUACUUCAAUCCUUAUACUCAAAGCAUUGAAAUCCUAAACAACACCCGGAGUAUUGAAAAUGUCGUUCAAGAUUUAAGGAGUGAUCUAAACACAGUGUGUGAUGCUUUAUCCAAAAUGAAUAAAUAUUUGGGAAUAUAAAUGAAAACCAAAACCUCCCACUACACUUUUGUGUAAAAGGAAUGCUAAUGCAAAUAUUCAGGAAGGACAAAUUCACAAAUACAUUGUAAGGCUUCGAUAAGCAUAACAUUUCUGCAUGUGUUGAUUAAUUGAGAGAUGAAGGAAUUGAAUUGAUUUUUGCAUCCAGAAUUUUCCAACACGUAACACAUCUAUCACAUUCAAGCCUUUUUAUGCAGGAUGAUUCUAACAUUAUAGAGAAGAGGUUUUUAGAUGUUACAUUCAAGCCCACGCCCCAGCUUUCAUCGAAUUAGGAUAUAUCAUAUAAUUUGUUUACAGUCAUAUAAAAUGUUGUCUUAAAUGUCACAAAGCAACAGUUCAAGGAAUAUUAGAGAAGGCAAAAAUGCCACCACUAGUGAAAAAUUCACGAAUUUACUGCUAAAAAUUUGCAAAAUGGUAGUUGAAAUUGUUUUGAUGCAUGUCAAUUUUGCAUAACAAUUUCUAUACGCGCCUAUGUUGUCCAAAUGCAUUAAUGUCAAUGGGCGUUCGAAUCAUUUUGACCCACGUAAUUUUUUAUACGCACAACAUUUCUGACAUGCGCCCAAAUUUUUUUGACGUGGCAGAUUUUUUCGCCAGCUGAUUUUCACAGCAGUUUCGCAAAUUUAUUUGCUGGCGGCAAAAUGCAGAAAUCAGAAACCACCACUAAUACUUCAUUUAACAGCUUUUAUGCCUGGCCCUUACAAGGACAGACCUUCAGUUUCGGUACUUCUUUCAUACAUUUUUUUUGGAGAGGCUGGAGACGUCUGAAGCUGCAUGUGAUUAAAGACAAAUUGCCAUUAAUUGCAAAAGAAAACUCAAGAAAAAUAUAAGUACAUACAGUAUAACAUUACAUUCCAGCUUGAAAAUGCAUGUAUGUAUAUGUGAUGAUGUUGCAGCUGUCCUUUGAAGAAGCCAUAUUUUAGUAUUAGUAUUCUUAUAAGAUCCAUGACAAAUUAUAUCAGAACUUAUAUCAGAACUUAUAUCAGAAUUUAUAUCAGAACUUAUAUCAGAACUUAUAUCAGAACUUAUAUCAGAACUUAUAUCAGAACUUAUAUCAGAACUUAUAUCAGAACUUAUAUCAGAACUUAUAUCAGAACUAUAUCUGCUGUGGCCAAAGCAGUAUUAAUCAAUCAGUGUUAGUGUCUCAUCCAUGCUAGUAUCUAAUAAAAUAAAAACAAAUAGGAUACUCACAAGCAGUUCUUCUAAACAUUUUUCUCAGUUAACAGUGAAGUCUUACUUAUGUUUGUUACCUUCUGGAGAAUAUUUUUUAAACAAAAUAGAAUUUAUGUUGUUAGUAACUCUAGCUGCUGCACUUGUAUGCAAAUCCAUCUUUCUUCAUCAGCCUAGGAGAGAAACCAACUCGAAAAGCUAUUUACAUAAGAAUGUUUAACUAUAAUUCUAUCGACAAGCAAAUCAGCAGCGACAUUUCGCUUUCAUACUACUGGCGAGGGAAGCAAAACAAAUGUUUUAAAAGUUGAACAAAACAAAAACAUAAAACUCCACAAAAAGCAAACACAAUUGGGUUACAGUAGUGGUUUAAAAAGCCAGGCAGUAUGUUUUUUAUUUAUUUAUUAUCUUGCUAGUGCAAAAUGUUCUAAGCCUUUGUUAAAGUAGAUCUCACCCACGGGGACGGCAACACAUUAAGAAGCUGGUUGCCGUUCAAGACGUGACUGGUAAAAAUACUUGAUUAAAUGGUACAGAAAGUCCAAGUUGCAUUAAUAAAUAAAUUAUAACUUCGAGGCACUCCAGGGUUGCGUCUUUGAGGGUAUUGUAACAGCUGCAUUUCUCGUUCCUUAAUUUACUUUCUCUAAAGCCAAAGAAAAUGUAUUUCCAAAAAGGUGUAUUGUGUACAAUAUAGCCUCAUAAAUAUUUUUCUGUAUUAAUUAAAGUCAGUGUGUUUUGCUA
Molecule: messenger RNA, 3515 nt
Organism: Xenopus laevis (African clawed frog)
Lineage: Eukaryota; Metazoa; Chordata; Amphibia; Anura; Pipidae
Gene: tph2.S
Product: tryptophan hydroxylase 2 S homeolog
Exons: 11
Coding region: 138-1595 (485 amino acids)
Source: RefSeq, a predicted model, not a curated record